AUGAUGCCACCAGUCAAUCAAUCAGUUCUACAGCCUUCCCCGAACCGAUGGCGCCUCGGAUCGCGAAUCGAAUGCGAACGAAUCGAAACGCAGGCUCCGCCAGCAGGCGUCCUUGCAGCUUGGAGUGAUGGAGACUGCUCAUAUAUGUUGCGGAAAAUGUCAGCAGAUAGUGCACCACCUGAGUCUCAAGACCAUGUUUCCAAGGAAGUUCAUCUGGUACAUGAGGGUGGCAGCUCCUCAGCAGUGUGGGCUAUUGGCAAAAGCGCCUUUUGCAAAGUCAAAUCCUGGCAUCCUAGCAUGGGGCUUGAGGGGGAGACAAUCGCAUUUGUUAGGGAACACGUACCUCAAAUCCCGGUACCGGAAGUUAUUUAUUCCUGGAUUGAUGAAGAUCGGACAUUCUUGAUUCUCAAGAGAGUUCAAGGUGUGACAUUGAGAGAUGCAUGGUCGUCGUUUUCUUCCUUGCAGCGUGACUUGGUCCUCAGGAAAAUUGCAAGUAUCUGUGACCUACUUGCUUUGAAGACUUCAGCAAAGCUUCAGAGUGUAUCCGGAAAUCCCUUGCCUGAAAGGUUCCUCGCAGUCGCAAAAGAUGGCUUCCUGGGACCUCUCACACCAACUGAGAGUUUGGAAUAUUUUACUGUCCCAGACUCCGACCUAUGUCCCGAAAUCGGAAAGGUUUUUUAUCAAUGCCAUGCAGAUCUUGUUAUGAGAGGUCCCCAUAGUCGGUCCAGGCUAAUGACCGUAAUCCAAACCACUUCCUGA
This is a messenger RNA of Histoplasma mississippiense, 759 nucleotides long. RefSeq lists its product with no specific name. NCBI's taxonomy places the organism in Eukaryota, Fungi, Ascomycota, Eurotiomycetes, Onygenales, Ajellomycetaceae. Bases 1 to 759 code for a protein of 252 amino acids. The record is from RefSeq and is a predicted model, not a curated record. The transcript is spliced from 3 exons.